Messenger RNA from Hibiscus syriacus, 516 nucleotides. RefSeq lists its product as uncharacterized. The record is from RefSeq and is a predicted model, not a curated record. The transcript has a single exon. The coding region runs from base 1 to 516 and encodes 171 amino acids. NCBI's taxonomy places the organism in Eukaryota, Viridiplantae, Streptophyta, Magnoliopsida, Malvales, Malvaceae.
AUGAUUUUGAAGUCCCAGGAUCGUUAUCUACGGUACAUGGAUGCACAGAAGCAUCUGAACACGACGCUGACCGAUCACCAUUCAGGCUGUGUGGCUAUGGAAAAUGCAUUUUUGUCCGGCCAACCCUCGGCUGGUUUAGGAACUUUCACAACAAUGCCUGGCCCAUCUGAUUUCGGUAUGGUGGCUGCACUGCCACAGUUUGAUUUCAACUGGCAGAAUUUAUGUCCUCCUACAUAUGAUGCACCAACAGGCCAAGCCAAUGUUAGCAUUGAAGAAGUGCCUUUCGGAUAUCGGCCCCAAACCUCUCUUUACGCUGCACCUGAAGGUUUCUCGACUCCGAAGGGCUACCCUGCUAGUUCAAAUGAGGAAAGUUUGCCUGCACUUCCCAGCAGUGAGUUGGAAAUGAUGAUUCAGCCAGGUGAUGAGGACUUCAUAGAAGCCUUAUUGAAUUGGAAAGACGAUGAACCAAUCAACCUAAGCUUUAACUACAACGAUAUUCGAGAUUGCUUGAGAUAA